GGGCAAGGUUCGGCCGCUCGGCGCCGGGGGCAGCGCGGGGGCGGUGACGGCCCCCCCCGCUGCCGUGGGGCCCGCCGGGCUCACAGCCCCGCUCAGGCCUUGAGGGCGGCACGGCCUCGCCCUGCUGCUGCUGCUGGCGCUGCAAAGAACACCUCGCUUUUCCCUCUCCCGACUGCGAGAAGGUGAUGAUGGCGUUGGGGACGCUCUUGAGGAAGCCGCCGCUGCCGCCGGGCAGUUGUAGAGCCUUCUGGGGAUGGCUGAAUGCCGUGUUCAACAAGGUGGACCACGAGCGCAUCCGAGCCGUGGGGCCGGACCGGGCGGCCUCGGAGUGGCUGCUGCGCUGCGGGGCCCUGGUCCGCUACCAGGGCUCGCCCAAGUGGCAGCAGGACUACAAUGGGCUCCCCACGGGGCCCCUGGGCAAGUACAAGAUCGAAGCCAUCAACGCCACCGACUCGUGCAUCAUGUACAGAGGGUUUGACUAUCUGGAUGGCCUGGAGCACGUGAUGGAUAUCAAGCUGGAGAAGUGCAUGUACAUACAGGACGAGUGUCUGCAGAGGCUCAGCGAGACCAGCAACCUCCAGAAGAGUCUGCAGCAGCUGAAGAUCAUUUCCUGUGGGAAUGUCACAGACAGAGGCAUCCUUGCACUCCACAAGCUGACGAACCUGGAAUAUUUGUAUCUGAGUGACCUUCCUGGGAUCAGAGAGAAAGAAACAACCUUCCGUGUCCUUCAGCAGGCGCUGCCCAACCUGGAGCUGGAGCUGGAUUUGGAAUAAACACAGCAGCACACAACUGAGAUGUAUGUGAUUUCCUAGGAUUUAUCUUAUGUUGCAUAAAUGAAGUUGUAGGCACCACUGUACUUCCAGUAAGCCCAGCUCUCCCAGUCCAGCCUCAGAGGUGUAUGUGACCUUUGAAGAAAUCAUGCAGUUAAUUUUCAUUAAGCUUAAACUCAGUGGUGGAUCAAGAGCAGACAGGGCAGGCCUCUGCAUGUAGGCAUCUGUUUCCUGUUUUUCUAGGAAGCUCUGAAUACCUCAGUCAGAAGUUUUCAGUAUUUUACUGCACAGAAGCAAGUGGCAGUGGGGGGAAUGUUGGUGUGUGUGCAGUUGGUGCCUGGUGUUGGUGCUGUUCCCUCUGGGAGAAUCCCACCCAGUAGGUGGGUGCUGAUUAAUAAAAGAGGUUCUGGGUC
Molecule: messenger RNA, 1183 nt
Organism: Onychostruthus taczanowskii (white-rumped snowfinch)
Lineage: Eukaryota; Metazoa; Chordata; Aves; Passeriformes; Passeridae
Gene: DMAC2L
Product: distal membrane arm assembly component 2 like
Exons: 4
Coding region: 186-773 (195 amino acids)
Source: RefSeq, a predicted model, not a curated record